AUGAGAACGUUCGGGAUCUGGCUCAGUCUCUGCCUAGCAGUGGGCGCCUCAGCGUCGAAUUGUAAAACGCCGUGCCAAAAAGGGUACAAAUGCAUGAUCGACAACUGCGUGUUGGAUGUGAUGUGUCCGGCUGCGGGAAAAUACGGACCGGGUCCGCCGAAAACCUGUGCCGCGCAGGUGGACCCGUUAAACAAGCCCAAGAGUCCGAUCGAAACGUGGUUCACCGAGGAGGUGUUCAAUGACCUGUUCCCUAAGGCGAACAUCGGCUGGGGUCCCAGCGCAUGCUCCCCUUAUAACUAUGAGGCAUUCAUCAUUGCAGCGAGGUAUUUUCCGAAGUUUGGCACCGAAGCGCCAAACAACGGCUACACGGCUACUGAAAACGCUCGCAGAGACUUGGCAGCGUUCUUUGCCCAUGCUGUUCAAGAGACAGGCGAAAACGACGCAUCGCUGUACGGCAAGGAUAGGACAGUGAACGAAUCGCACGCCUGCUUCUACCGAGGGGGAUUCUACAACUGGUUCGAAGGUGGGCCAGUCUCGUCCUUCCUGCCUCCCGGAACACCAGGGAAUGCACCAGAGGAGGGUGAGAAAUGCAAUUUGGGUGGCAAGUACUGUAGCUCCAGUGCAGAGCUUGACUACUUCUAUCCGUGCAACACCAAGACCGAAGGGAACCUCUUUUACGGCUGCUACUUCGGAAGGGGGGCCAUUCAACUAUCGUACAAUUUCAACUAUGGUAUAUUUACGCGUUGGCUACAAGAGAACAACAUCAACGUUGACCUGCUGCAAAAUCCAAACCUGCUGCUAACCAAGCGAGACCCUCCAUUGGCCAUCCUGGGGUCAUUGUGGUUUUACAUGACCCCACAACCGCCGAAACCGGCAAUGCAUGACAUCAUGAUGGGUAACUGGGAACCAGGGCCGGAUAAUCGAGCAAAGGGAUACAUUGGACCGAUCUUUGGUCCAACCAGUCUGAUCAUCAACAACGAGUGCAACGGCGAAGAUCCACAAGAUCCGGGCGGACCAGGCGAAAGCCGCAGAAUCAAGGCGUUCAAAUGGCUAUGUGAAUAUUUCGGGGUCAAAAGAGAAGCGGAUAAUCUACUAACGUGCAAAGGUAUGCCGAAAACAUUGGACAUGAUAAAUCACAAUCUCACCUGGCAACCGGACUGGUCCAUGACCUGGAAAGAUCAACCGUGUGACUGUGCACCGGCCUCGUACGGGGGCAUGAUUCCCUACUUUCAGCCUGGCUACUACCCGCAAGAGUUCGUCGAUAAAAAUCCGGCCAAUCGCCUUUACUGCGUGAAGACCAUCUACGACAACCCAAAGAUGUACAGCAUGGAGCCAGGCACCAGCAAAUGUUUAAACUUUAAAAUGAAAGAGAAAAAAUAG
Molecule: messenger RNA, 1380 nt
Organism: Soboliphyme baturini
Lineage: Eukaryota; Metazoa; Nematoda; Enoplea; Dioctophymatida; Soboliphymatidae
Source: the annotation of a GenBank genome assembly